This is a messenger RNA of Miscanthus lutarioriparius, 3057 nucleotides long. Lineage: Eukaryota; Viridiplantae; Streptophyta; Magnoliopsida; Poales; Poaceae. The record is from the annotation of a GenBank genome assembly.
AUGGCCGGGGGCUUGGAGUGGAGGAGCUCUGCAACCACAACCAGAGGAGUCGAGCAGGCCAUUAUUACUCUCAAGAAAGGUGCACAUCUCCUGAAAUGUGGGAAGAGAGGGAAACCCAAAUUCUGCACUGUCAGGCUAUCUUAUGAUGAGAGAGCACUAAUAUGGCACUCCAAAGAGAGGGAAAAACGUUUAAGCUUGAAUUCAGUGUCCAGUGUAGUUCUUGGACAGAAGACUACAAAACUUUUGCGUCUGCAUUGGCCAGAAAAGGAAUCUCACUCCUUGUCAGUAAUAUACAAGAACGGCGAAUCCUCUCUAGACUUGGUUUGCAAAGAUAGAGAUCAAGCUGAAUGUUGGUAUUUAGGCCUUACAGCCCUAAUAUCAGCGCCAUGCACCCCAUUACUUCUGGUUAACUCAACAAACAGCCGUCGGAUAAACAGCUGCACGAAUAGCCCUCCUAGCUAUAUUCAGCAAAGAAAUAGGCUUUUCGCUGUGCACGAUGGAAGAAAUUUCACAAAGGUACAUUCGCUAUAUGGCAGUCCUAGGUUGAUACAGAACAAGUACUUGCACAGUAAUUUGGAUUGCUCCGAACCAUUCUUUUCUCCAAGACAGAAAGCAUGGUCAGAACUAGAUUCCUACUUGGAAAAGAUUAGUCCCGAAUUGGUAAAUCGAGUAAAAAAUAAUUUGAGAGACAUAAAAUCUGCUGAAAAAAUUAAGGACCAAAGAAUUACUCAAAUGCCUAAACUCAAACAAUCUGAGGGAUCAAAUGCAGCAACAGAUUCUCUGAAGGACAUUUUUGUCUGGGGUGAUGUUCUGGGUCGUAUGUCAGAUCAUGGACAUGUAUCAGCAACCAAUAUAUCACUUCCAAGGUUAUUGAAAUCGUCGCAGAUUCUUGAUGUGCAGAGCAUUGCCCGUGGAGAGAAACAUGCGGCAAUAGUUACUAAGCAGGGUCAGGUAUUCUCUUGGGGUGAGGAAAAUGGAGGGAGAUUGGGACACAAAACAAGUGACAGUGUCUCUGAUCCUAAGAUCAUUGACUCUCUUGCCUCCACACCUGUGAAGACUAUUGCAUUUGGGGCAAAGUACACAUGUGCAGUUUCAGUUUCAGGAGAACUUUAUGAAUGGGGUGAAGGGAUUCAUAGCCUAGGGUUCGGGAACAAUCAGUGUCAAAGAAGCCCAUGGUUCCCGCAUAAAUUGAUCAGUACUUCAGAUGGCAUAUCUGUAUCGAAGAUUGCAUGUGGUCAGUGGCACACAGCUAUAGUAUCCUCCACAGGUAAGCUAUUCACAUAUGGACAUGGGACAUUUGGUGUUCUUGGACAUGGUGACACAAUUAGUGUUGUUCAGCCGAAAGAAGUGGAGUCCUUGAGGGGCUUAAGAGCCAAGUCUGUCGCAUGUGGACCAUGGCACACUGCUGCUAUUGUGGAAACAUCAGGAACACUCAAGAGCAAUGCUCCUGGUGGGAAGCUGUUCACAUGGGGCGACGCAGGUGGAGGGAAGCUGGGCCAUACUGACAAAAAGUCAAAGCUUGUACCAACUUGUGUCGAACUACUCAUUGAUUGUGAUUUUACUCAGGUAUCCUGCGGUAUGUCACUAACAGCUGUGCUAACCAUAACAGGUGUUGUAUUUACCAUUGGAAGCAAGGAGCAUGGUCAAUUAGGGAAUCCUCGAUCUGACAACUCAUCUAUUUGUAUGGUUGAAGGGCCACUUAAGACUGAGUUUGUCAAAGAUAUAUCCUGCGGCAGCUCCCAUGUCGCAGUCUUGACAAUGAACGGAAAAGUGUUUACCUGGGGCAAAGGCACAGAAGGGCAACUUGGUUUAGGGGAUUAUGUUGACAGGAGCUGCCCAACUCUAGUGGAGGCCCUAGAAGAUAAACAGGUGGACAGUAUAGUUUGUUCUUCCAAUUUCACUGCUGUCAUUUGUGUGCACAGGGAAAUCUCAAGCAAAGAUCAAUCUGUAUGCAGCAGUUGCAGGUUGGCAUUUCGGUUUACAAGGAAGAAGCAUAACUGCUACAACUGUGGUUCCUUGUUCUGCAAUUCCUGCAGCAGCAACAAGGUUGAAAGGGCUGCCCUUGCACCAGAUAAGAGCAACAAGUGUCGUGUUUGUGAUGCUUGUUUCAAUGAGCUGAAUAAAACAGCUGAGCAUGGCAAAAUGAGUUGUGGAUCAAAGAUCCGAAAAGAAGAAUCUUAUACACCAAAGUUAUCACGAAUGCUUAAGGAAGCAAAUUUCAUCAUGGAAAAAAUGAGUUCAGCACAAAUUCCCAACCAGAGAAAUCAGGAAUCAGACACUCUGAAUCAAAAAAAAACAGAGGUGGGGACAGGGAGAAUGACUGAUCUAGUCUCACAAAAGACUACUGCCCCUUUGCCACAAGCUACUAAUGAUAGGAGGAAAGAACAAGCUUUGAUGGAAAAGAUACUGCUGGAGGAAGUGAAGCAGCUUCAAGGACAGGUAACCACUCUAGCGGAAGAAUGCCGGCAUAGGAGCCUGAAAAUUCAGUUGUAUAAACGAAAACUUGAGGAAACCUGGUUGAUAGUGAGGGAUGAGGCUACAAAGUGCAAAGCUGCAAAGGAGAUUAUAAAGGUCUUAACAAAUCAGAGGAAUGCUUUAUCAAAUAAACUUUUAGAUGAUCUGGAACUAGGCGGUUCCAGUAUCUUGCCUGACCCACCCGACAAAACUCUCGUCACUGGCAAAAUUCCACUGCUAAACAGCAUCAGGGAUCAACACAACAUAGAAGAAGUGGAUAUGCAAUCUGCAACAUCUUCUAACACUGUUGUGGUGGAUGACUCAGCUGUGCAUCAGAAUGGCAGAAGAGCCUCCAAUAGCAGCAGAGGGUAUGAUGGGGGAACAGAUAGCACAGUUGCUCCUACUGACUCCAAUGGAGUGAUUGAGCAAAUUGAGCGUGGGGUGUACAUUACAGUCGUUACAUCCCCAAGUGGUAAGAAGGGAAUCAAGCGCAUCCGGUUCAGCCGGAAGCAUUUUGGGGAGGCUGAGGCACAGAAAUGGUGGGAAGAGAAUGAGAGCAGGGUAUUUGCAAAGUACAACAGCAUGGAAUACUUGGCAGUAUAA